Molecule: messenger RNA, 237 nt
Organism: Thecamonas trahens ATCC 50062
Lineage: Eukaryota; Apusomonadida; Apusomonadidae
Exons: 2
Coding region: 1-237 (78 amino acids)
Biological process (GO): nucleotide-excision repair; transcription initiation at RNA polymerase II promoter
Cellular component (GO): transcription factor TFIIH core complex
Source: RefSeq, a predicted model, not a curated record
AUGCAGCACGUGACGGCUGAGCGAGGAACGUUGCUUGUGUGUGCCGACUCUGCGGUAAAGCAGUUUGUACUCUCGCUUGACGUGGGUGAGGCUGAGGACUCAUGGGUUCUCGCUGAUCUGGACGACGUCCAUCUGGUGGUCGACUCGUCCGAGGUCAAGCGCAUCCGCAACAAGCUCCGUGACCUCCUUGACGAGAACCAUGUCAAAGCGCCAGGGCUUGGUGGCGCCGAUGAGUGA